Molecule: messenger RNA, 5056 nt
Organism: Podarcis lilfordi (Lilford's wall lizard)
Lineage: Eukaryota; Metazoa; Chordata; Lepidosauria; Squamata; Lacertidae
Source: the annotation of a GenBank genome assembly
AUGUGCCGGAUGGUAGAAGGUAAAGUCAUGGGAAAGGGGGGAGGUAUCCUGAAGAUUUGUGCUCCCACCACAUGCCUAGUUUUUAAAGAUGCUCCUUGGUUAUUUGACCUUUCUAACUCCCAUGCUGUGUUAAGUGAGCCAGCAAUUUUCCCAGGGAGUUUUCUGAUGAAUUCUCUGAGUUUCCUUUUUCGUCACCAUCCAAAUUGCAACAGUUGGAGUCCCGUUGCAACAUCUGGAGGGAACCAGGUUUGGGGAGGCUUGAUGGAGAAAACAUCAGCGUAAUUUAGCAUCAUAACACUGGGCCAGGGGUUUAUCCUGACUCUGAUCAGGAGUAGCCAGAAUCAGCCACUUGCUGCCCAAUGUGGAAAGUGGAUCAGAGGACCUUGUUAGUCAUCUGCAGGAGAGCAGCCCUGGGGAUCAGCUCUGCACUCUUUGCAAAAUAAGAAGUACCGUAACUGGCAGUGCCUUUUGUCUGUUUAAAAGGUUGUUGUGACUUGGCGCAGAGUUCGGUUUUUUAAUUUUUUUUAUAAUUUUAAUUUAUAUUACAACAAUAGUUCAACUAUAAUUCUAACAUUUCGAACCUUGACUUCCUUCCUGCUCUUUCUGUGGUUCCUUAUAUUUAUUUUCACAUUUUCUGCAUACUCCAAAUUAUCUUAACUCAUUCUUUUAAUCAUCUGUUCUCACAUAUAUUUUUGAAACUGCAGGUUUUUGCAAUAAUCCCGCCAACGUUUUAAUCCAUUUACAGUUUAUUUGUAAAUAUUCAAUAAACCAUUUCCAUUCCAUUAUAAAAAGUUUUGUGUCUUAUUCUUAUUCUUUAGUUUCUUAUUCUUCUGGUAAGCUUUGUCAUUUCUGCAUCCAUUAGUUUUAUUAUCUAUUCUUCUUUCAUCGGGACAUCUACUUCUUUCCAUUCUUGCAGCUGCAGCUGCAUAUAUAAAUAAAUUUCUAUACUGUUUAGGUAGUUCUGAUCCUAUAAUUCCCAAGAGAAAAGCUUCUGGUUUUCUUACAAAUGUUACCUUAAACAUUUUUUCAAUUCAUUAUAUAUCAUUUGCCAGUAAGCUUUGACCUUAUUACAAGACCACCACAUGUGAAAAAAACGAACCUUCUUUCUCUUUACACUUCCAACACUUAUUCGCUUUUGAUUCAUACAUUUUUGCCAGUCUACUAAGUGUUAAAUACCAUCUAUAUAACAUUUUUCAUAUAAUUUUCUCUUAUACCAUAGCAAGUUGUAAAUUUUAUAUCCAUAUUCCACAAUCAUCCUCAUGCCUCCUUUUCAAUGUUAUGACCAAUAUCUAUUGCCCAACAUAUUGUUGAAGAUUGCACUUGUUCAGCCUUUGUUUCCCAUUCCAAUAACAUCUUAUGCAUUUUAGUCAUCACUUUAUUGUUACAGUCUAACUGAUCUUUGCUUCUCCCUUCUUCCACAGAACAGCCAGAGUCUCAGAUGGGAGAGCCAAGCCGGACCCCUCCCUCCCCUCGGAGCUGGAGGAAGUCUUUCAAUACGAGGGGAGCCUGUGGAGAGACGGCCGGCCGCAACAUCGCUGGUUCUCUUCUGGCAAGGGAGGUCAUCCGGCAGGAAGCCAUUCAUAGUGAGGAGGGUCUUUCUGUGGCUCUUACCUCAGGUCUCCCUCAUAAAUAUUAGGCAAGGGAGUCCAGGGGGGAUCUUCACUUUCGUAAAGCAUGGGGAGGGAGGGAGUGCCUGGGAGAUCGGCUGGGAAGUGGGUCCUUCUCCCUCCCAAGGGUAGCCUGGAACUUUUGAAUUCUCAAAAAUGGCCAGGAGAUCAUUUUUCUCCAAACAAGACCCAGAAUGACAGUGGUGGACUUCGGGCUCUCAAAUUCCAGUGCCAUCCUGUGCAACUCCCACCCACAAGGCCCACUGCCACCUCUCGUGCUCUGUACCAGAGCGCUGUUUUGGCACCCCCUGCAGUGCGGUGCCCAGUGCAGCCACACCAGUCACGCCGCCCUAAAACCGCCAGAGCCAUGGGGUGCUUCCUGGUGUCCAGGCUGGCAAAUGGCCACAGCUCAGCAGUGGAGCCCUUGCCUUGCCUGCAUGAGCCCCAAGUGCAGUGGCAUCUCCAGGAAGGCCUGGGAAGGAGGGACCCCUGCCUGAGGCGCUGGACAGCCACCUGCCGAUCAGCAUGGAGGUCACUUUGGGCCAGGAGGACCAACUCCUUGGCACCCCACCAAUGGCCACUCUUUGGGCUUUGCUCCCAGUUCAGGAGGAGAGCAGGAUCCAUCUCUCCUUGUCAGGCAGAACCCAAGUCUUUUUUCAAAGAACAGUCCACUUUAGCUGCCUCUCUUCCAGACCCUGCUGGGAUGUGGCCUCUACCUCACGUUAUUCCCCUUCUGCCCUCUUUGCACAGAGCUGUUUAUGAUGACCUGAGCUCCCUUCGUAUUGUGGCCAUGCUCUUCUAUCAGCGGCUCCAUACAGAAAAGCUCCUUUCGCAGGAGGAGCUGACCCUCAUCUUCCCCGACCUAAGAGAACUGAUUAAGAUCCAUGGUAAGUCUGCUUCCCCUCCAGACUGUGGCUGGCCCAGGCCUCCACUCCAUCCUGGGUGCGUCAGGGGCAGAGGGAGAAGGGACAAAAAGAAAAGCACAGCAUCCAAAGAGCUCUGCAGCAGGAUCAGGCCCAAGGGGCCCAGCCACACCUGCAGCCUUUUUUCAGGGGGGGGCGCAAGCAACAGGGCAGGAGCUCAAGCGCAAUGCCCCCCACCCCCGGAACAGGGAUUGUUCAGAGGCAUCCACUGCCUUGGGUAGGGGAGGAUGGAGGGGGCAGCCAGUUGCUGCCUCUGAGCCUAACCUACCUCACAGGGUUGUUGUGGGGAUUAAUUGAGGAGGGAAUCCAUGGACACCCUCUUGAGCUCCUUGGAGGGUAAGGUGGGGUGUAAAUGACAUAAAUAAAUGAGACGCCAGGUCUCUCCACCACUGAGAAAGUGGUAUUUUAAAAAGAGCAGGCCGUCUCCGUCCCCCUCCUGUCCCUGCUGGGGUUAUUCUUUAUUCCCCCACUCCCAUUGCCUUGCUCAACCUCUCCUCCCGUGUUUCUUCCCUCCCCUCCCAGGUUCUCUGUUGGGGAAAAUGAGGGAUCUGCUGGAGAAAGGGCCCCUCACCAAGAAGAUUGGGGACCUCCUCCUUUCCCAGGUAAGGAUCCCAGAGCAGGGUGGAGAGGCUGGCAGCAGCUGGGAAGGGGCUGCCUGUGGGUCUCCAGUGGACUGGGGCCCUUGAUUUCCUGAUGCUCACCAGGCGUGUUUCCUCUCCAAGGCCCCCUACCUUCCCCCCAGUUUGGUGUGGCUGCAAGCGAGGAGUUCCGGCAGGCCAUCCUCAAAAGCAGCUUGCAGCAGGCCAGGGCCCUGGAGAUUCUUAAAACGAAGCAGCAGAGGGAUGCUCAGCUCCGGCAUGUCAUCCAGGUAAGCUGUGUGAGAAGAGGAGGCUGAGCUCACGGAAGGGGCCUUCUCAGCUGCUGGCUGGACACUGUCCCUGGGGGGCUCUUUUCCCAUGCUGGCCCUGAAAAGUUGGAUGGGUCCAGCAAAGUUCCCAGCCUUUUGAGGUCCUUUCCAGUUGUCCUCAGUUUGCGGGCUCAGGACUUUCCGACAUAUGGGCAUAAAGUGGGGUUCAUCAUCAGCCUGCUGUCCGAAAGCUGCCACAAGAGAGUCCAUUGCUGGCCGAUUUUGACACCUUAGGCAACAACUCCAGGGCAUGUACACGGACCCCGUCAGGACUCAGACUGCCAACUGCCUGAUCUGGAAGCUGUAACAGAGAAAUCAGUUGGUGGGGAAGUAUGCCAGUGAAUUUCAGCUGCUGGCACAGGAAUUGGCUUGGAAUCAGGCAGCUCUAGUGGACCAGUUUCAAGAAGGGCUUUCAGACCCACUUCUAAACAAACUGGCCCACACAGAGUGCCUGCAAAACCUGAUUCACCUGUGUCUCAGGAUUGCUCAGUGCCUACAACAGUGCCAACAGGACCCAUCUGGUGGCACCUUCUCCAGGGGGUGCCGUGCCCCAACCCACUCCAGAAGUGCCUCCUGCUGAGGAGUCACUGCAAAUAGGGGGAAUUCGCCCUCAUUUGGUGGCAGUUGGCAAUGAAAGGAGACGCAGAGAGGGAGACCAGCCCUGCAGACCUGGGCCAUGAUCGAUUCAGGGGCUAUGGCCAACUUCAUGGCCAUGGAUUUUGCUACCUGGCAGGGAAUCCCCAGUCACCUCUUGUGGUGGAAACAAUUGAUGGCCAGCUUUUGGCCUUGGGACUGGUGACUUGGGCAGUGGACAAGCUGCAGCUGCAGGUGGGGACUCAUAGUGAGGAGGCAGAGUUUUAUUUGGCUUCUGCACUCCAUUUCCCCAUUGUGUUGGGCCUGGAGUGGUUGGAGGCCCAUGAUCCACACAUCAGUUGGUCCCAGAGGACAAUCAGCUUUGGUGUCCUGGGCUGCAUGGGCCAUGUCUGUUUGGCACUAGCAGCCCUGGCAGCAGGAAUGGAGAAGGAUGGGCUUGCCGACCUGCCUGCUAAGUAUGCCGAGUUUGCUGAUGUGUUCAGUGAAACAGAAGCAGACCUCUUGCCACUUCAUUGACCCUACAACUGUCCUAUCAACCUGAUUCCUGGGGCUCAAAUUCCAGUAACCUGUAUCUGCCCUUUGUUGGAACCUGAAUGGGCCACAUUACGUGAGUUCAUUAUUACCAAGAAUCUGCAGAGAUGUUUUAUAUAACCCUCUUCCUCACCAGCUGCUGAUUCUGUACGAUUUGUGAGUAAGUUGCGGGAGUUGUGGCUUUGCAGUGAUAACUGGUGUUUAAACCAGGUUACCAUCCAUAAUUGAUACUCACUUCCCUUCAUUGCUGAAAUUUUGGAGCAGCUGCAGGGGGGGGGCACACUAUUCACCAAGCUGGACUUGCAGGGAGCCUAUAACCUGGUGCACAUCUGUGAGGGUAAUGGAUGGAAGACAGCAUUUCGGACACGAUAUGGGCACUUUGAGUACACUGUAAUUCCCUUCAGCUUGACCACUGUGCCUGGUCUUCCAACAUUUCAUGAAUGAUGUGUUCCAGGACCUCCCUGACCGCUUUGUUUACCUUGACAAGAUCCUGA